Staurois parvus is the source of this 1194-nucleotide messenger RNA. The record is from the annotation of a GenBank genome assembly. Lineage: Eukaryota; Metazoa; Chordata; Amphibia; Anura; Ranidae.
AUGGAAGCUCCUUCAUGCCUCUCAGUAUCUCAAGACCUCCAACCGCCUGUCAAACGCCCUCCGUUACCUCAAAUGACAUCUUCGGACAGCUACAGACCAUCUCUGCCGCCUCUGACGCUACCCAAAAGCCCUCAGGCAAGCGUUGGCAUGUACUCCAACAUGCCCCUAUCACCAGCUGUACCUCCUGGUUGCCCUUUGCCUCCUCUCACACACGGUGACGGCAUGAUGCCAAUAGCUCCUCCUCAGCAAAUGGUGUCCGCCUCUCCUCCACCCACCCCGACUCAGAACUCUCAGAGUAACGGUUACCCAUCGCCACCCAAGCAGCCCUACCACACCACCUGGACAGGAAGCAGUACGGCGGCGUACACCCCCAAUCCAACGCAACCUAAUGGGAGGGGAAGCCAGCAGCCCCCACUUCACCAUCCCAACCAGUACUGGCCCCUCCACCAGAGCGCCCCCCAAUACCAGCACCCCGUUUCCAAUCAUCCAGGUCCGGAGUUCUGGUGUUCCGUCGCUUACUUCGAGAUGGACGUCCAGGUCGGGGAAAUCUUUAAGGUGCCAUCGAACUGCCCCAUCGUCACGGUGGAUGGAUAUGUAGACCCUUCUGGAGGGGACCGAUUCUGCCUGGGCCAGCUGUCCAAUGUGCACCGUACUGACACCAGCGAGAGGGCCAGGCUUCACAUCGGGAAGGGCGUCCAGCUGGAGUGCCGCGGAGAGGGCGACGUCUGGAUGCGCUGCCUCAGCGACCACGCCGUCUUCGUCCAGAGCUACUACCUGGACAGGGAGGCGGGCCGGGCCCCGGGGGACGCCGUGCACAAAAUCUACCCCGGAGCCUACAUCAAGGUGUUCGAUCUGCGACAGUGCCACCGCCAGAUGCAGCAGCAAGCCGCCACGGCGCAGGCAGCGGCGGCAGCUCAGGCCGCGGCGGUGGCUGGGACAAUCCCCGGUCCUGGGUCUGUGGGUGGAAUUGCACCGGCUGUCAGUCUGUCAGCAGCGGCCGGUAUAGGCGUGGAUGACCUUCGCCGUCUCUGUAUCCUGCGUCUCAGCUUUGUCAAAGGAUGGGGGCCGGAUUACCCGCGUCAGAGCAUCAAGCAGACGCCGUGUUGGAUAGAAGUUCACCUGCAUCGGGCCCUGCAGCUCCUUGAUGAAGUUCUUCAUACGUUACCAAUGGCUGACCCCAAUUCGGUCAACUAG